Camellia sinensis is the source of this 2173-nucleotide messenger RNA. NCBI's taxonomy places the organism in Eukaryota, Viridiplantae, Streptophyta, Magnoliopsida, Ericales, Theaceae. The record is from RefSeq and is a predicted model, not a curated record.
ACAACAAACUAAACCUUAGGUCAUCCCUGUGAGUGAGACAAACCAUUUUCCAUAGAAAUGGAGGGUGUCAAAACCAAGCCCCUUCUUCACACACUUAGGUUCUCCCCUCUCAUUGCCCCGAACCGUGUUUUCGCGGUAGUAUACACGUGUGCCAUUUUGGCUCUCCUCUAUCACCAUGCAAUCACUGUCUUCCACUCCACCACCUUACUCUCCUUCUCCAUCUCCAUCACCUUAUUAAUUUCCGAUGUAAUUCUAGGGUUCAUGUGGGCUGCCAAGCAGUCUUUUCGCAUGAAUCCGGUCCAUCGCCAAGUUUUCCCGGAAAAUCUUGAGAAAAUCAUGAAAGAAAAUGAUUUUCAAGCUUUGGACAUAUUUAUAUGCACUGCAGAUCCGUAUAAAGAGCCACCGAUGAGUGUCGUGAACACGGCCUUAUCGGUCAUGGCUUAUGAUUACCCGACUGAGAAGCUUUCGGUCUAUGUAUCGGACGAUGGAGGCUCUGCCAUGACUCUCUUUGCUUUCAUGGAAGCUGCUAAGUUUGGAAGCCACUGGUUACCCUUUUGCAGGAGGAACAAGUUAGUAGAGAGAUGCCCCGAUGCGUAUUUUAGAUCAAACCAUCAUCAGAACUCUGAGGUUGAACAAAUUAAGGUUCGAGUAUCAGGAAUCAUGACAAAUGCUCCUAUAAUCCUGACCCUAGAUUGUGACAUGUAUUCUAAUGAUCCCCAAACGCCUCACCGCAUGUUAUGUUUCUUCUCGGAUCCAAAACUUAGGCCCAAUUUAGGGUACAUUCAGUUUCCUCAGAUCUUUCAUGGGCUCAACAAGGACGAUAUUUAUGCUUGUGAGUUUAAAGGCUUGUUCCAAACCAAUCCUAUGGGACUAGAUGGCCUGCUAGGCCCGAAUUAUGUUGGGACUGGAUGCUUUUUCUCUCGCCGAGUCUUUUUUGGAGGCCCAUCAUCUUUUUUGGCUCCCGAAAUCCCCGAAUUGUGGCCAGACCACGUUGUAAGCAAGCCCAUCCAGGCCCAACAAGUAUUGGCAUUGGCACACCAGGUUGCAGAUUGCAAGUAUGAGAACCAAACCAAUUGGGGUUCCAAGUUGGGCUUCAGAUAUGGGUCACUGGUGGAGGACUACUAUACUGGUUAUAGGCUGCAAUGUGAGGGGUGGAAGUCUGUGUUUUGCCAUCCAAAUAGAGCAGCAUUUUUAGGGGAUGUACCCAUAAACCUCAAUGAUGUCCUCAGUCAAACCAAGAGAUGGUGUGUGGGCCUACUUGAGGUGACCUUCUCCAAAUAUUGUCCAGUAACUUUUGGUUCCAAGGCUAUGGGGCCUCUAAUGGGUCUUGCCUAUGCACACUAUGCUUUCUGGCCCAUUUGGUCAAUUCCAAUCACCAUGUAUGCUUUCCUGCCUCAGCUCACUCUCCUCAAUGGAAUCUCCGUCUUCCCUAAGGUUUCGGAUAACUGUUUUUUCUUGUACAUUUUUCUAUUUAUUGGGAGCUAUGGACAAGAUUGUCUUGACUACAUCUUAGCCAAAGGAACAUUUCAAAGGUGGUGGAGUGAUCAAAGGAUGUGGAUGGUGAGGGGAGUCACAUCUUACAUGUUUGGAUUAAUAGAAUUCAUAUCGAAGUACGUAGGCAUUGCCACACAGGGAUUCAAUGUCACCAGCAAAGUAAUAGACAAUGAACAGGGCAAAAGGUAUGAUCAAGGGACAUUUGAGUUCGGAGUUGAGUCGCCCAUGUUUGUGUCACUAGCAGUAGCAGCAAUAAUCAAUUUAAUUGCAUUUAUUGGAGGGUUGAUCGGAGUUUUGAGGGGCAAGAACUCAGAGGGACUGUUUGGUCAAUUGUUGAUUUCGGGUUUUGUGGUGUUGAAUUGUUGCCCAGUUUAUGAGGCUAUGGUGUUGAGGACUGAUAAAGGAAGGAUGCCUACUAAGACUACCAUCAUUUCCACAUUUCUUGCAUGGGCUCUAUACACAGCAGCUUCUCUUAUACUAAAGAUGUGAAAUUAAAGGGGGGGGUUAUAUUGUUUUACUUUUCAUUUUAUAGAAAAUGAAGAGAUAGAGAACUUGAAUUGCAUGUAAUCCUGAUUAACUAGGGACAUAAUUUGGGGAAUACUGGUUUAUUGUAAACUACGUGAUUUUGUCGGCAUUAUUGCCUAUUUAAGAUUGUGUUUGGCCUCGUGAUUCAUAAUAA